CUGUUUCUGUGAAAACAAGGGUUGUAAGGGAAUGAGAAGGAAGACAAUGAAGAAAAACCGACCUGGAGAAAACCCCAGUCCCAAGCGUUUUCCUGAGAACUGACUGGUGUUUUGGGGCUGAGUGAUUCCGGCGGAGGCGGAGGAGGGAGCAAGCCUGCCCGCUCCGCGGGGGACUUCCCAGGACCGGCUAUUCCCUUCGGAUGCGGAGUGAGAAACCUGUAGGAAAUUCUCCCGCCUCCCUACGAAGCCACCAUGAAUUCAGUGGCUGGAAAUAAGGAGAGGAUUGCGGUCACGGCUCGGAGCAGAAAAUACGGGGUGACCGACCCCUGCUCCCCCACCAAGCCCGCCGCUCCCUUCUCCCCCGAGAGCUGGUACCGGAAGGCGUAUGAGGAGUCCCGGGCGGGCAGUCGCCCGGCGCCGGAGGGAGCCGGCUCUGCCCUGGGCUCCUCCGGCACCCCGUCCCCAGGCUCCGGCACAUCCUCGCCGGGCUCCUUCACCGGCUCGCCGGGACCCGCCUCGCCCGGCAUCGGCACCAGCUCCCCCGGCUCGCUGGGCGGCUCGCCGGGCUUCGGCACCGGCUCGCCGGGCUCCGGCAGUGGCGGCGGCUCCUCGCCGGGCUCGGACCGCGGCGUCUGGUGCGAGCACUGCAACGCCCGCCUGGCGGAGCUGAAGAGACAGGCGCUGAAGCUCCUCAUCCCCGGGCCCAUCAGCAACAAGGACCUGGGUUUCUCUUCAGUGAUUCAUGAGAAGCUUCAAGUUCCCAAUACCAUUCGUAAGGCAUGGAACGAGAAGGACAACAGAUGUGAUGUUUGUGCCACACACCUGAACCAACUGAAGCAAGAGGCCAUUCAGAUGGUGCUGACCUUAGAGCAAGCUGCCAACUCAGAACAUUACGAUGCCUCGCCAGGCUCUCCCCCACCUCUCUCCAAUAUCCCCACGUUAGUGAGUCCCCGGCACAUGGGCAGCCUGCAGCCCAGGGACUGGGCGUACAUGCCUUCUCCUUAUGCUACAUCUAACUAUACAGGCUUUGUUGCCAACAAACACAGUGGAAAACCCAACAGUUUAGGAAUCGGCAACGGGGUGGAGAAAAAAAAUGGCUCUCCUGGACACCAAGCUAAGGUCAGCUUUCAAAUGGCCACCAGCCCCAGCAACGGUAAUGUUCUCAACUCUGUGGCCAUCCAGGCCCAUCAGUACCUUGACGGCACUUGGUCUUUGUCAAGAACGAAUGGAGUCACUCUAUAUCCCUACCAAAUAUCUCAGCUUAUGACAGAGACUAGUCGAGAGGGCUUGACUGAAGCAGCAUUGAACCGCUACAAUGCAGAUAAACCCUCCCUGUACAGCUUCCCUGCUUCCCAGAGCACAUAUGUUGCCAGUGAAGUAUCCACAGGCACCUCAGUGGCAGCAUCAUUUUUUGCCAGAGCUGCUCAGAAAUUGAACCUGUCUUCCAAAAAGAAGAAGCACAGGCCUUCUGCAUCGUCUGUUCCUGAAUCUCCUCUCUUCUCUACCUGCUUCAGCAGUAUUCUUCAGACUUCCCCACCACCUGCACCACCAUGUUUGUUGAGGGCAGUCAGCAAAGUGAAAGACACCCCUGGUUUGGGCAAGGUCAAAGUCAUGGUGCGCAUUUCUUCCACACUUGCCAGAGAUACAUCUGAAUCCAGCUCUUUCUUAAAAGUUGACCCUCGUAAGAAGCAAAUCACACUCUAUGACCCGUUGGCCUGCGGAGGUCAGAAUGCUUUCCAGAAAAGGGGAAACCAGGUUCCACCCAAGAUGUUUGCUUUUGAUGCAGUUUUCCCCCAAGAUGCAUCACAGGCUGAAGUAUGUGCUGGGACUGUGGCUGAGGUGAUCCAGUCUGUGGUCAAUGGGGCAGAUGGCUGCGUGUUCUGCUUUGGUCAUGCCAAGCUUGGGAAGUCAUACACCAUGAUUGGGAAGGAUGAUUCCAUGCAAAACCUUGGCAUAAUUCCUUGUGCCAUCUCAUGGCUCUUCAAGUUGAUUAAUGAACGGAAAGAGAAGACAGGAGCCCGCUUCUCAGUCCGAAUUUCUGCAGUGGAAGUGUGGGGGAAAGAAGAAAAUCUGAGAGACCUGUUGUCAGAAGUGGCUACAGGCAGCCUGCAAGAUGGUCAGUCCCCAGGUGUCUACCUUUGUGAAGACCCCAUUUGUGGCAUGCAGCUUCAGAAUCAGAGUGAGCUCCGUGCCCCUACGGCAGAGAAGGCUGCCUUCUUCCUGGAUGCUGCCAUUGCCUCACGCCGGAGCAGCCAGCGGGACUGUGAUGAGGAGGAUCACCGCAACUCCCACAUGCUCUUCACUCUGCACAUCUACCAGUAUCGCAUGGAGAAGAGCGGCAAAGGCGGAAUGUCUGGAGGUCGCAGCCGUUUGCACCUUAUUGACCUGGGCAGCUGCGUGAAAGUACUCAGCAAAAACCGUGAGGGAAGCUCGGGCCUCUGUCUCUCAUUGCCAGCGCUGGGCAAUGUCAUCCUUGCCCUUGUCAAUGGAAGCAAACACAUCCCAUACAAAGACAGCAAGCUCACCAUGUUGCUUCGAGAGUCCUUGGGGAAUAUGAACUGCCGCACCACAAUGAUAGCUCACAUUUCAGCUACUGCAGGGAACUAUGCUGAGACACUGUCCACCAUCCAGAUUGCAUCACGGGUCCUAAGGAUGAAGAAAAAGAAAACUAAGUACACAUCAAGUUCUUCUGGAGGAGAAAGCUCUUGUGAGGAGGGCAGGAUGCGGAGGCCAACCCAGCUGAGACCUUUCCAUUCUAGAAACACUGUUGACCCAGACUUUCCUAUUUUGCAUUUAUCAAGUGAUCCUGAUUAUUCAUCCAGCAGUGAGCAGUCAUGUGAUACGGUGAUUUAUGUUGGUCCCAAUGGCACUGCUCUUUCUGAUAAGGAACUGACAGAUAACGAGGGUCCCCCUGACUUUGUUCCCAUAGUUCCUGCUCUGCAAAAAACCAAAAAUGAAGGCAGGUUGGAGGAAAUUAGUGAAUCAGGGCCCAGCACAUCUGAAAGAGACUGCCUGAAGUGCAACACCUUUGCAGAGCUCCAGGAGAGGCUGGAUUGCAUAGAUGGCAGUGAAGAGACUGACAAAUUUCCCUUUGAAGAGAUGCCUGCUCAAUUUAGCUCAGACCAGAUGUCUAAGUGCUCUGUCUCAAGCCAGCUGGCAGAACUUAGCCACUUACCAGAGUCAGAUAAGGAAGAUACGAUGCCAGAAUGUCAGCAUCCUGAUAGAGAAGCCAAGGAAAAUAUAAAUGCAACACCCAGCAAAACUAAGAGAAAUCACUCCCCUGUUCCUUCUGGAGCUCUUACUAAUCUUUCAACUCCUUCUUCUCCCAGGAGUGUAACAGGCAGCUCUAGUAAAGAGCUUAGCUCUUGUCAGUUAGCACACAGCACCAGCUUGCAGAGCAGCAGAGAAGGGCUCAACACUUGUGGAUUUGUGGAAGGCAAGCCUCGGCCGAUGGGUUCACCUCGGCUUGGCAUUGCAAGCCUCUCAAAGACAUCUGAGUAUAAGCCACCAACUUCUCCUUCCCAGAGGUGCAAGGUCUAUACACAGAAAGGAGUCCUGCCCAGCUCUACUCCCCCACCAGCUCCCCUGAGUAAGGAUGCUGGGAUGACAUCUAGUGAAUCUUUAUUACAACCAGAAAUUCGGACCCCACCUGUAGGCAUGAGCCCUCAGAUUAUGAAGAAGUCGGUGUCCUCCAGCAAUGGAGAUUUUGAAGAGACUGUUCUCAAUGAAGACCAGCAGCAAAGCAUUUCUCCAGAAUCCAAGAAGGAGAUUCUGAGCACCACCAUGGUGACCGUUCAGCAACCUUUGGAGCUGAAUGGAGAGGACGAGCUGGUGUUCACUCUUGUAGAAGAGCUAACCAUUAGUGGGGUCCUUGACAAUGGGCGCCCAACCAGUAUCAUCAGUUUUAACAGUGACUGCUCAGUGCAGGCUUUGGCCUCUGGGUCUAGACCAGUCAGUAUUAUCAGCAGCAUAUCUGAAGAUCUUGAAUGUUACUCCAGUGCAGCUCCUGUGUCUGAAGUCAGCAUCACACAGUUCCUUCCACUUCCAAAGUUGAGUCUAGAUGACAAAUCCCAAGAUGAUGGCAGCAGGCGCUCAUCCAUCAGCUCAUGGUUGAGUGAAAUGAGCGCAGGGAGUGAUGGUGAACAGUCGUGCCAUAGCUUCAUAGCCCAGGCAUGCUAUGGGCAUGGGGAAGCUAUGGCAGAACCCCCUGUCUCUGAGUUUGCAAGCACCAUACAAAGUGCCAGCAUGAUUUGUGUAAGUGAUAAACAGAAGUCAGUGGCUGACAACAUGCUUAUACUGUCGGAAAUGGGGGAGGAAGCUUUCGGCAAAGUGCCACCCAUCAAAGGCUGUAAAAUAUCAGCUCUAGGAAAAACUACUGUCACAAUCAAAAACACCACAAGCCUUAGCAGCUGUGAAGGCUACAUCCCAAUGAAGACAAACAUUACUGUGUACCCAUGUAUUGCUGUUAAUCCCUUCAAAGCACAAGACACUGAUGAUGCUGUACCGGCAGUAACUGUAGACCCAAAGGUUACUCAUCCCCAUGACAGGAAAGAAUCUAGUGCUAAGAAGGAUAUCAAAUUUGAAGACCCUUGGCUGAAGAGAGAAGAAGAUGUUAAAAAGGACAGCUCUGAGAGCAGUGAUGGGCCAAGGCCUGACACGGCUGUGGUUACAGCCAAGCCCGAGCACAGCACAAAGCAGUCCUCAGUGGACAGGUUUAGCACCAGCAGUGGGGAUACUUCUAUUUCGCCAGGAUCUGACAGUCUAAAAAGGAUUGUGGAUGGGUGUGAGGUGGCAGCAUCUAGCUCUGCAACCCAAAGUCCUGUUCAUUCCAGUGAUGGCUUGAAGAAUUUUAGCCUCCCUCGAGGCCUCCCGAAGGCAAGCAAGGUGGAGGAGUCUGACAGUUAUCUCCAUCCUACGGCCACUGACAGCAGUGGAGUCAGUUCUCCUGCCCUCCUCCUGUUUUCUAAGGCUAGUCUUGACAAGAAAAUGGUAUCUCCCAAACACUGCAUCCUCACUCGUCCCAAAGGGACCCCUCCUCUGCCACCAGUGAGAAAGUCAAGCUUGGAUCAGAAGAACAGAGCCAGCCCCCAGCACAGUGCAGCUAGCAGCACCACGAGCAGUCCCUCCAACCAGACUGUGUCCUUCCUGGCCAGCUUCCCUGAGGAGCUGAAUGCCAAACAAAAGGUCCCUGGCAUUGAUAGCAGUGUCAACAACAGCAGCAGCAAGCUCUUCAGUGCCAAACUGGAGCAGCUUGCCAGCAGGACCAACUCCCUUGGGAGGUCCACAGGAAGCCACUAUGAGUGUUUGUCACUGGAAAGAGCAGAAAGCCUGUCAUCUGUGAGCUCCAAGAUGAGCCCUGGCAGAGACACCACAAUGCCCAGGGCUGGAAGGAGCCUCAGCCGCAGUGCCAUGUCCUCACCCACCAACUCGGGCCUCUCCCAGUCAGCAGGUGCCUCCCCAAAAGCCAGCCAAUCAAAGAUCUCUGCAGUCAGCAAGCUCCUGCUGGCAAGUCCCAAGGCCCGCAGCCUGUCUGCCUCUGCCACCAAAACGCUCAGCUUCUCCACCAAAUCUCUGCCUCAGUCCGUAGGGCAGAGCUCCAGUUUGCCCCCAAGUGGGAAGAACAUGUCCUGGUCAAUGCAGUCCCUCAGCAGAAGCCGGGGCUCCAGCCUUGCUUCCAAAUUGCCUCUUCGGGCUGUCAAUGGGCGGAUUUCAGAGCUGCUCCAAGGGAGUGCCAGUGCCAGAGGCUUACAGCUGCAGGGAAGCUCAGAGGCAGAUGAGCGUGGGGGCCUUCCCGGAGAUGAGAAACCAGCUGUUCACAUGCUGCCUUCACCUUACAGCAAGAUCACCCCUCCUCGGAAACCUCACCGCUGCAGCAGCGGCCAUGGGAGCGACAACAGCAGUGUCCUGAGUGGGGAGCUGCCCCCUGCCAUGGGGAAAACAGCCCUCUUCUACCACAGCGGGGGGAGCAGUGGCUAUGAGAGCAUGAUGAGGGACAGCGAGGCGACAGGGAGUGCCUCAUCAGCUCAAGACUCCAUGAGCGAGAACAGUAGCUCUGCGAGCGGCAGGUGCCGAAGUCUCAAAAAUCCAAAGAAACGAUCAAAUGCAGGUUCACAGAGACGGAGGCUUAUUCCGGCUUUAUCACUGGAUACCACUUCCCCAGCAAGAAAGCCUGCCAACAGCCCUGGGGUCCGCUGGGUAGAUGGGCCACUGCGAAGUGGGCAGAGGGGCCUGGGGGAGCCCUUUGAGAUCAAAGUCUAUGAGAUAGAUGAUGUGGAGAGGCUCCAGCGACGGCGAGGUGGGGACAGCAAGGAGGUGAUAUGUUUUAAUGCCAAGCUGAAAAUCCUGGAGCAUCGCCAGCAGAGAAUUGCUGAGGUCAAGGCCAAGUACGAAUGGUUAAUGAGAGAACUGGAGGUGACAAAACAGUACCUGAUGCUGGAUCCUAAUAAAUGGCUUAGUGAAUUUGAUCUGGAGCAGGUAUUUGAGCUGGAUUCUCUGGAAUACCUGGAGGCCCUGGAAUGUGUGACUGAGCGUUUGGAAAACCGUGUCAACUUCUGCAAGGCCCAUCUUAUGAUGAUCACCUGUUUUGACAUCACCUCUAGACGCCGAUAAAGUAUGAACCUCAAGAGAAUUUUAAUGUGCAUCUCUGCCAUCCUCCUUUUCCCUUCCAAGUAGCAUCCCAAAGACAAAAGAAUGAGGAUGAAGGUUGGAGUCAAGUCUCAACUGUGUGUAUGAGAGAUUUGCUAUACUAUACAGAGGUCUUGUAUUAGAAAAAAACGGGACAAGCAUGAAAAAUGGAGAUAUAAGGUUGUUGAUUCUCUUAGCCUAAAAGAGCACUUUGAGGAACCUUUAAGGAUAUGUCUGUAAAUAAGAACUGCUGGCAGAAGACACUUCUUUCCCUGCAUUAGCUGAGGAAGGAGAAAAGGUGGUUGUAGGACUUCCACUGAGAGGUUCAUUAAAAGAAAACCUAUCCAGAAAAACUGUUUAAGUGCCUUGCAAAUCUUUAUUAUCCAAACAUUUAUGUUCAUACUUUAUUGUGUACAGAUGGUGCUAGUCAAGAAAAGAAAAAGGAAAAAAAACAAAUACACUUUUGAAAUGUAUUUACAGCUUGUUUUUCUCUUGGUGUUUUCUCCUAUUUCAGACUUGCUGUUUCUAGGUAACUUGUGUUUGUAGAGAUAUUUCCUAAUCAGUACAACAUAUGAAUAAAUGUUAACUGUCUUUUCUUGUUACCAGAGUAAGGCCACUCAAAGAGAAAUUCAACUUUCCCAGAUGACACAAAAGUAUUUCUAGCAGAGAGUAAGAUUUGCUUAUAUGUCUUCUGUACUCUCUUAUAUGCUGGAGAACACAGUAAUUUUCCCAGCCUGUAGGUUUUGCAAUGUAUGAGAGAGGAGAAGUGACAUUACUGUGAAGUAAACAUCUUUUCAGUUUGAUCCAACCCCCCCAACUUGUUUUUUUUUUCAUAUUUUUUUUUGCUUUGUACUGGCUGGAGUUAUGAAUGAGGAGGUACUUUUAUCCUAACCCCUUUUUCUGGUGCUAAUAACUUGCUGAAAAAUUAUCCUUUAGGCUUAAUAUUCCAACAGUUAUCAGUCCAAAAAUGAGUGAUUAUUCUGUGAUUUCUUUCUUCAAGCUCUGACUGAUAAAAUUUACCUUCACCUCUUUAUGACAUAUACCACUGCAAAAUAUGUUUUGGCAGCUUUGGAUCCCUGGCCCAGUGUGUCCAUAGUCACAGACAUACCUGAGAAGCUCAGGCUCUACUUAGCUUAGUAUAUCUGGAAAUAAAGUAAAUGAGUAGAUAUAGCACUUCAAGUAUGUUGGCUAUGGCAUCUGCUUCACUAAUCCUCCAGUAUGUGAAGCCAUGGCAAAAUUCACAUUGACGUCAAAAGGACAGGGGCCUGUGCCUCAAUGCACAUCCAAAUGUUUUACUAGUUUGCCUCUUUAUCUACAAAAGAGUACGUGAGAAGGAAAAUCCUUUGUGUUUUAUAAAAAAAAUGUGCAAAAUCUGCAUUUUAAUUACAUAUGGGCAUGAAGCAUUAUUUUGUUGAAUUAGGUUUCUUAUUCCUCUGUAUUGAAAUAAGCCUAUACACAGAAAUUCCUCUUUCACAUACAGUUGUGCCACCCUCCUGUUGCUUGUGAGGAAAUAAGAGCCUCAUUUAAUAUAUACUCAAAAUGCAUCUACUGCUGUACUUACGUGCAACUUUUCUUUUACCUGCAACAUCAGAUUAAUGCUAUCUUACAAUAUCCCAGGCAACAAGUUCCAGUGGAAAAAUAAUACUGAUAGAUUUUCUAGUGGUUAGGUGAAAAAAAAAAAAGCUUUUUUUAAAAAUAGAAAUAACAUUUUUAUAGUUUUAUUUUCAUUUAGUAAUAACAAAUCUUAUUAAUUCUAUUACCCUUGUCACUGGAUUUUGUAGAAGAUUCUUCUUACAAUCUAUAGAAUUACUUGGAGGGGAAAAAAGGUCCUACAUGUAAGUCAGUUUCUACUCUGUUCAAUUUCCUAUCAUGAAACUUUUAUUCCAAGCAAGACAUAUCCCCUUCUCUCUCAAAGGAAAAAACCACCACCACCAAAAACUCAAAACCAAACCAAACCAAACCAAAAAAAAAAACAGCUGCAGGGAGCCAAGGAAAUCGUCUCUACACACAGUCUGAAACUUAUA
Messenger RNA from Lepidothrix coronata (blue-crowned manakin), 8648 nucleotides. It is a transcript of the gene KIF26B, whose product is annotated as kinesin family member 26B. The record is from RefSeq and is a predicted model, not a curated record. Gene Ontology annotation, molecular function: ATP binding; microtubule motor activity; microtubule binding. Lineage: Eukaryota; Metazoa; Chordata; Aves; Passeriformes; Pipridae. The transcript is spliced from 15 exons. Gene Ontology annotation, biological process: microtubule-based movement. Bases 253 to 6609 code for a protein of 2118 amino acids.